CCACGUGGGGGUGUUCCCCAUCCACCAUUCACUUCCGGGGAGUACAGAGACGCCAUUUUGCGUUUGAUGUUGUUCUUCAAAGUUUGAGACCCUGCAAACCGACCGAAACCUCCCAUUCCCGCGGGAAAUGCGGAGACAAACCAGACUGACAAGUUGUCUAACUUUCCCGUGCAGGACUGUACAGCUAGAGACAGCUGCAGCAACAUUGUAACAUGGACAUGGAAGAUAAGAGCCUUUUUGUGGGAAGGCAAAAGGGUGGUGACAGCCAUGACUGCACUCCUAUCUAUACGGUAGUGACAGCAGUCCUGAGCCCUGACAUGGUGGACAAGCUGCCGACCAGGCGCCGAGAAUUCCUGCAGAAACUGCAGACAGACACGGGUGUGAGCAUCAACCUGCACAAGGGGGGCGGCACCUACGAGGUGGAGGGCAGUCUGGCUCAGCUGCAACAGGUACAUGACAUACUGUCCGAGUUGGUUGGUAACCAGGGAUCUCCACGAGCAAGACUUAAGAAGACAACCAUCCCAAAUGGCCUGCCUUCAGAGGAGGUUCAUGAUGCAUCAGGCACAAAACCCAUUGUGGACAAGGAAGUUUCUGACAAACCCGUCACAAACGGGACACCUAAGUCAAAAGUCUCCCCAUCUGGGAAACCUCGAGGAGAGAUAGUAGAAAAGCGCAAGUCAAGGAAUUCAGAGGACGAUGACGGCUUUGAAAUUAUAGGUGAGGCUGAACAGGAGGAGGCCGCAAGUCAUCAUCAUCAGCCAGCUGUGAGGCCAAAGGUCAGGCACCAGCGGCCAAUGGCAGCCCAGUUUGACAAUCAUGACAGUGUGGAAAAAGCGUCUGGGGCAAAUACGAAGAGCGUACGUGAGAGACAUGAGGAGGAGGGGUCUGAUUUGAGCUCAGAUGAUGAGGACGUGAUGGCACUCGACCAGGACACCUUCAACUACCUGUACCAUGCUUACCAGGACAAGCUGCAGGACAUACGCCGUCAGUACAGGGUCAAGUUCAGGUCAAAGAGCAAUGAGACAGACAUGCUGAAGUUCAAGGUCAUCCCAAAAGAUCCCAGCACAACUCUGGAUCAGCUGACCACUGCCAAGGAUUCCUUCAUCGCCCUGUACCAGAGUGUUUUCCCCAACCUGGUGCAGGAGGUGAUGGAGCUGGCCUAUGACCCUGCUCUGGCGCAGCAGGUCAAAACGGCAAUCGACAAAACCAGGAAAGAUCAUCCUGACGUGUAUGUCCAGGUGGAGAAUAACAACCACCGCUUUGCUUUCAUAGGAGAACAGGUCCAGGUGAUUGAAGCUAAAAGCCAGUUCCGGCAGCUGUCGGGAGUGAUGUCCGGUCUGGUUCGCCAGGUGGGUAGGCACCACACCCUGGGCGGUCACAUCAUCGUCCCAACCAACCUGGAGGACGAGAUACGGGAGGACUUGACGCGUAAUUUGGGCAGCAGCGUCCCAGAGGGGUACCCUUAUGCUGAGGAGAUUGAGCUCCGGGAACGUAAGACCUCAGGAGCCAGUGAGCCAGUAGGAAGCAGAGGGGUCAGGUUUAAGCAACAGAGUGACAGAUAUGUGUUCAGGACAAAGGAAGGCAUUACCGUGUCCAUGUACCAGGGUGACCUGACUCAGGAGAACGUCACAGCUAUAGUGAACGCAGCCAAUGGCUACCUGGCCCAUGCAGCAGGCAUCGCUGCAGCCAUCCAGGAGCAGGCCGGGCCCAGUCUGGAGGAAGAGUGCAGGAAGUACAUCAGUAAGCAUGGCCCUUUGUACGAGACCCAGGUGAUGCAUACCAGCGCUGGGAACCUGCCCUGUCACUACGUCAUCCACGCCGUUGGUCCCAAGUGGCGGGACUACAGCAACAAGACAGAGUGUGCCAGUGCCCUGCGUGUGACCUUUCUGAACUGUCUGGACUAUGCUAAUGAAAAGCUUCAUGCUACAACUGUUGCUCUCCCAGCCAUCAGCACAGGUAUCUUUGGUGUACCAAACGACGUCUGUGCUAAGGCCGUGUACGAUGCUGUCCGAGACUUCAGCAAGUCUCAGUCUCAGCUGGGCAGCCUGGGGGAGGUGCGGCUGGUCAAUGCGGAGCUGGACAUGGUGCACGUCCUGAGACAGAUGUUUGAGGUCAGCAUGAGUCAGGAGGAGGAGGAGGAGGAGGGAUGUCAAAGCCCCAGUUCAGGGAGUGCCUUCAUCAGAAUUUCCAAGACAACAGAAGAGGUUCUUGCAGCCACCUCCCCCAGGGCUGCAAGGAGGAGGGAGGAGGCUGGAGAAGUGGAAGAAGAAGACACAGAAGUGGCCCAGAUCACAGAAAUGGCCCCUGAGGAAGGAGAGGAGGAGCCAGAAGUAGAACCACUUGAGGACAUACACAUAGUAGCAGGCAAACCCAAACUCCUGCACUCCAUUUCUGAUCCGCAUGGAGCCAGUGGGGAAAGGAGAAGGAAGCAGGACAAGAGUGAUGUCAGUUUCACAUCAAUCACUCCAGACAGACCAACAAGAGAUCCCAACCCAACCUUAGAUCAGGAGUCGGCUCCCCCUAGCAGCGAUGACCAGACUGCAGCUGCAGAAGUACCAGGCACUGAUGAGGAUGACCCUGAUGAUAAACGUCCAGUGCAGUUUACAACAAAGCCACCACCAGAGGAAGGCGUUAUGUCUGAGAAGGAAAAAGUUAUCAAAGAUCUUCUGGACAACUUUGAUAAACUGACUGAUACAGAAAGGGGUCUCCUAGACCAGCUCCUGACAGAGACUGACCCACGGUCAGGCCAGUCACAUGGAGUCCACAAGCCUCGUGUACGAUCACGCAGCCUGGACAGGUCUCCCAAGCAACCACCAGGAAGUGUAGAGAGGGAAGCUUCCAGAACAAGGUCACCACUUCGCAGCCAGAAGGCCAGAAGCACUAAGCCUAAAGACAAUUGUCUCUUGUGCAACACAACAGAGCAACUGCGUACAGUCCCCUUCUGUAAGGUAGGGCACAAGUACUGCCUACAGUGUAAGGUGAAGUAUUACUCUCGCCUUCGGACAUGUCCACACAAGGACUGCCACGAACCCGUCACACCAGACUUCCGCAGUGCUUCAAAGAGCGCCUCCAAUGAUACAGAGAACAAACAGUUUACUUCAGCCACCCAGGCUUCAGCCGACCCAAGUAAGGGUCAAAGUGCAGCACGUAUUCACUUUCCCUCUGAUGUGGACAAUGAUCCCUCAAGUCAGGAGCCAACUUAUGGUACUCUGUAUCCAUCGCAUGAAAGUUCCUACCCCUCAGAACAACCAACGAACACGCAAUCCACGGCCGGCAGCCGUUCAAGCUUAAAAAACACCUCGAAUGUGGACGGAAGACGGCGUUCGUCAGACUCAACCUUGAAUCGUGGUGUUGAGCCAGAAAGCCAAUCCCGCAGUGGCUAUGUCCCUGAGACAAGAGUACAUCAUGGAAGCAGCCACACAGCUGAUCCUUCUUCAUUUUCACCAAGAAGACGUGUUUCAGAUUCAGGUGCUUCUUCAACAUACCCAGAACCAACCUCAUCUCAGAGAAUCAGGACAACUUACAGUUUGGGGGAGAAGGCAAGCCAGCAGCACAGCCAGUCCAAAAGGAAACAACGUGGCCUUAUUGUCAAGAGUCUGGCAGAGGACAUUGAUGAUGUUGGCCUGGACUCGGGACAUCCCCGGCAGGGAUGGGACUCAGACACACACAAGGGAAGGGACUCAGAGAACUGCUCUAUUUGCAGGAGCACAUUCAUGAACCCGAAGACACUUCCAAGUUGCGGACAUGUGUUUUGCACUCCCUGUAUCGACCGUGCAAUGCAGAUCAAACCGGUCUGUCCGAUUUGUGGGGAAGUGUACGGCCAAACAUGGGGGUCUCAACCAGAAGGGACCAUGGAGUGGAAAGUGGAUCCGCACCUACCACUACCUGGUUACGAACGGCAGGGGACAAUAGUUGUCAUGUAUGACUUCCCUGAUGGCAUACAAACAUCGGAUCACCCAAACCCAGGCCGUCGCUACUAUGGCUGCCAUCGCAGGGCGUACCUCCCCAACACUGCAGAAGGCCAGGAGGUGUGCAGACUUCUGCACAAGGCCUUCCAAGCCAAGCUGCUGUUCACAGUGGGGCAGUCAGUCACCACAGGCAUGGACAACUGUGUAAUCUGGAAUGACGUCCACCACAAAACAAAUACACACGGAGGCCCAACAAACCAUGGUUAUCCGGAUCCUGACUAUUUGAGAAGGGUGAAAGAAGAGCUGGCAGUGAAAGGCAUUACAACUUUGUGACCAUAUCCGCCCGAUUCAUGUAUGCCCCAUCUUAUUAUAAAUGUAUAAUGUGCCAUCAUUGUCUACAGUACGAUAGAAGUAUCCUUUAUCUAAAGCAUGCAACUGGCAACUACACCCACAAUUGUUAUACUGGUAAUACUAAAUAGUUAAUUGAAAUUGAGUUUGACAUAUUUAUCUGAGCCAACAUAUAUAUACAUGUAGAGAGAGAAAGAAGGUGAUCAGAAAGCUUAUAUUUGUGUGUUUGUGUGGGUGUUCAUUAUUAGAUUUAGCCUGUUUGAAUUUGGGAUGUGGUGCUACUGCCCUUUAGAAAAUGAGUUGGGUGUACAUGUACAUGUACAGUAGUCUAGACAGCUUCUGUUAUCAAAACUAUCACUUCAGUAUGACACCUGGCUGAUUCAGGCCAAUAUUGAUUUCAAGCUGCUUUUAAGAAGAGUCAUAACAGGCUGCUCAUGUAUGCCUCCUCCUAGUAAUGUUCUCUCAAAAGAAGUCUCAAAAGAAGAAGAAUUAUACAUGUAGGAGUAUGCACUACUGUCUACUAGACAAAUUGAGAAGAAAGUUUUAAAACCAGGGUACACUGUACCAUGGUUUGGUUCCAGUACACUUGCUGUCUUAAACUUUUGAUUUUUUUUUAGCCGUUAUUCAUUAUCAUUUUCAUGUUUUCAGAUGAUUUUAUUUUGAGCCUUUUUGGUGUGUUUGGCUGUUUUAUGCCAUCAUUGUAUGAGAUAAUGAUGUCACAUCUGUCAGAAACAUGACAUUUUGUGCAUGAUGGUCGACAACCGGAUCUUUUAAUUAUAUAAGAUCAAUCCCAUUACUAGCCUGAUUUGCCUCUUUGAAGUUUACAUUGUUAUAAUGCUGCAGUGUAGUCUGACAGAAAGUCUUUCCUGAUUUGUUCCUACAUUUUGUAUCCCUACCUUCAAUGCUUUGAUGUACUUGUUUGAAAUCAGAGUAAUGUAAUGUAAUAUGCAUGUAGGAUACAAAUGUACCUCAAUUAUACUGUGCUCAGUGCGCACGUCUUUUGACGUUGUGCAGCACACACUGGUAUUGUAGAGUUAAUGGAAGUUUCCAUAUUAGUAACUUCUUUCAGCAGUAGAUGUCCAACAAGAAACUAGAUGUACUGUUUGAAGACUUUGUCAAUGCUCUGUAAGAAAGUAUUCAUACCAACAUGGCAACUUUGUGAAAAA
Molecule: messenger RNA, 5422 nt
Organism: Branchiostoma floridae (Florida lancelet)
Lineage: Eukaryota; Metazoa; Chordata; Leptocardii; Amphioxiformes; Branchiostomatidae
Exons: 14
Coding region: 213-4241 (1342 amino acids)
Biological process (GO): Notch signaling pathway; protein ubiquitination
Source: RefSeq, a predicted model, not a curated record